CUCCGCCCUCCCUGCGCACUCCGCGGCCCGCCCAGCGCCCGCUAACUCCCGCUCCAGCCCUGCCCGAGUCUGGGGGAAUCCGACGGCCUGCCUGCCUGCCUGGGGAAAAUCUGGAGGCCGCCCCGCGCGUCGAUCUACGUUGUGCCGUGGCCAAUGAAGAAUAAAGACGAUGGAUGAGGAGGUGACAAGGCUUGCUCUCCGUUCCCAAGAGCCAAAGAUUAUACUGCAUGGCUCAGAUUCCAGAUUUUCAAAUAGUUGUAUCUCAACCAAAUACUGUCCGAUCCUAACAAACCAUACAUCAAUGGAAAGUGUAUUUAUUCAGCUUUCAGACGAGGGAGGUGCGGGGGAGGAGGAGGAGGAGUAUGUGGUGGAGCUGCAGGAAACGGUGCUGGUGUCAGAGGUGGAGGGUGAGGCCACGUCUGUCCAGGGCUUCUCCUCCGACGAGCUCGUCAUCCAGGAUGCUGUGGAGGACGUGGUCGCCGAGUACGUGCACUGCGACGACGACGAGGGCGUUGCCGUGGAGACCUGUGUGAUGUCACUGGAGGGCGAGGAGGAAGAGGAGGACGGCGUUGCCAUGGCAGAGAUGACGGAGGAUGUUCUGGUGACGGAGGGGAGGGACCCUGAGCACGACUCGGACGGCUGCGGAGAUUACCUCAUGAUCUCCUUGGAUGACGCAGGUAAGAUGGUGUCUGGAGACGGAGAGGAGGUGACGGUCGAGGGAGCGAUAGAUGACCAGGAGGUGGAGAAGGAUGAGGACGGACAGGAAGUCAUUAAAGUUUACAUCUUUAAAGCAGACUCUGGAGAAGACGACCUUGGAGAGACGGUGGAUCUCGGUGAGAACGAGGCGGUCGCUCUGGCUGAGCCUGUGGUCCGGCCGCUGAGAGAGAAGAUGGUCUACAUGUCUGUGGGAGAUGCUCAUCACACACAGACUGAUGGAGGAUCUAAGCUCUCGGACGAGGUGUACAUGGAGGUGGUGGUUGGAGGAGAGGAGCCGGUUCCUCACGACCGGCCGUAUGACAGCACUGCCCUCAGCAAGGACUUCAUGCCCGUCGCGUGGGCCGCUGCAUACGGUGCGGAUGAGGGCUGUGAGAACCGGAACGGAGCAGCGAGCGCAUUACUGCACAUUGAUGAGUCGGAUGCACUGGACAAACUCAACCGGCAACACGGCAAGAACAAGAGACGAGCUGAACCCCGACAGGUCCAAACAGCGAUCAUCAUCGGUCCGUAUGGACAGCCUCUGACCGUCUACCCCUGCAUGCUGUGCGGUAAGAAAUUCAAAUCCCGCGGCUUCCUCAAGCGCCACACUCGCAACCACCACCAGGACGUGUUGAGUCGCAAAAAGUACCAGUGCACGGACUGCGACUUCACCACCAACAAAAAAGUCAGUCUGCACAACCACAUGGAGGUGCAUGCGCUCAGCAACAAAGCACCGUUUGAAUGCGAGACCUGCGGUAAAGAGUUCCACCAGCAGGCGGCGCUGUUCUCGCACCGUCUCCAGCACCACCACCAGGAGCAGAAAUCGCCCACGGCCAUCGCGUCGCCGCUUCCUCCCGCCGCCGCGACCAAGACACACAAAUGCAAGUUUUGCGAUUACGAGACUGCCGAGCAAGGGCUGCUCAAUCGCCACCUGCUGGCCGUGCACAGUAAGAGCUUCCCGCACAUAUGCGUGGAAUGCGGCAAGGGUUUCCGCCAUCCGUCGGAGCUAAAGAAACAUAUGCGCACACACACCGGCGAGAAGCCGUACUCAUGCAUUUACUGCGAUUACAAAUCGGCCGACUCGUCCAAUCUGAAGACGCACGUGAAGACGAAGCACAGUCGUGAACUGCCGUUUCGCUGCGAGCGCUGCGGCCAGACCUUCAGUGAGGAAGACGAGCUGACGCAGCAUGCGGCUACGCACGAGGACGCUCGGGGACACCAGUGCAGCCACUGCGACCAUCGCAGCUCCAACUCCAGCGACCUUAAGCGGCACGUCAUUUCCGUGCACACGAAAGACUACCCGCAUAAAUGUGCCGUCUGCGGGAAAGGCUUCCACAGGCCGUCCGAGCUUAAGAAACACUCGGCGUCGCAUAAAGCCAAGAAACUGCACCAGUGCCGCCACUGCAACUUCAAGAUCGCAGACCCGUUCAUUCUCAGCCGCCAUAUCUUGUCCGUUCACACUAAGGAACAGCAGCAGCAGCCGGCGCAGUCGCCGACUCCGCCUUCGCAGGCGUCACCGCCGCAAGCCCCGCCCACAGAAAAGCCCACCCCCAAGAGGACUAUAGGUGCAGCGCAGUUAGCAGCGCCCGCUUUAAAGAAAGCCGGCGGCGCGAAGGGUCCGCGAGAACGGAGGGUGUAUCAGUGUCAGUAUUGCGACUACAGCACAGGGGAUGCGUCCGGGUUCAAAAGACACGUUAUUUCCAUCCAUACUAAGGACUAUCCGCAUCGCUGUCAGUACUGUUCGAAGGGCUUCCGGAGACCUUCGGAGAAAAACCAGCACAUUAUGAGGCACCAUAAAGACAUGGUGCCAGCAGAAUGAGCUCCUCCUCUUUCUCCGCUCACUUCCGUAAACACACUAAAACAGCCAGUGGUUGGAAAUCACCAUCCCUCAUGUUGGCAACCUCUGUAUUGGGCUUCUUACCAAGACCCCUCAUGCAUAGCAGUGUGUGUGUUGUGUUUGUAUGCGAGAGAAAAGUGUUUAGUGACAUAGGCUGGAAGUGCUUUCAAGUUGUUUAUGAUCACAUGGUCUCCAGUCUUAAAGGAACAGUUCAGCCAAAAACAACAAUUCUGUCGUCAUUUAUUCACCCUUGUAUGCAUUUCCAAACAGAUUUGGUUCCCAUUGACUUCUAUUCCAUUGUAACACAAAAGAAGGUAUUUUAUAGAAUGCUAGAAUUCCAUUGUACUGACAAAAAAUACAGUACAAUGGGAAUCUCAACAUUUUCUUUUUCUUUUUAUGGCUUGAACACACACAAAAAAAAAAAAAAUAUAUAUAUAUAUAUAUAUAUUUUGAAGAAUGUUGGGAACUAAACAGUUUUGGUUCCCAUUGACUUCUAUUCAACUGGAACACAAAUGAAGAUAUUUUGAACAGUGUUGGUAACCGAACAGUUUCAGUUCCCAUUAACUUCCAAUGGAAAUAACUAAACUGUUUUGGUUCCCAUUGACAUCCAUUGUAACACAAAAAAAGAUAUUUUGAAGAAUGUGGGUAGCCAUCGACUUCCAUUCUAUCUUUUGUUUAUACAGUGGAAGUCAAUAGGACCGGAAACUGUUUAGUUACUGGCGUUCUUCAAAAUAUCUUCUUGUGUGUUCCACAAUAGAAAGAAAGUCAUACACAUUUGGAACAUCAUAAAUGAUGACAGAAAAUAGUUUUUUGGGUGAAAUAUCCCUUUAAAGGAACAGUUCACUCUAAAAUUUAAAAUGUGAAAAUAAUUUACUCGCCCUCGUGUUGUUUAAAAUGAGCUUGACUGACUUUUUGCCAAGGAACGUAAAAAAAAAAAUUAACUAAUUUUCUUUAUAUUAUAAUAUUAUCGUUAUUAUAAUGUAUUAUAUAAAUAUUAAAAUAAUGCUUGUGGAUUAUAUUCCAGGUCUUCUGAAGUCGUAUGAUAUAUUUGUGUGAGAACAGACCCAAAUUUAUGUUGUUGUUCAUUGAAAAUCUUCCCUACACUUUAUUAUUAAUUAUAUUAAUAAAAGCAUACGACUAGAGGGUGAGUAAAUAAUGACAUUUUUUAUUUUGGCCGGACUAAUCCUUUAACUGUAGAUGUUUUAUGUUUUUCAAUGCAUUUCAGUUUGGUUUUGUCUUCUUAAUAGAUGAAACUAACAUGUGCAUCCGGCCUCUGGGAUCAGGCACAUAUUCCUGAAGCGUUUCAGAGUAUUGCAUUCAGUCUGUCAUUGAGUAGAUAACAUAACCUCUCUGAAAUGCUUUAUGAAUAUAGGACAAUGUGAUAUCAGUCUUGCACUUUACUAGCAUGUCUGUCUGAUAGAUAGCUGUUUGAAAACAUGGACAUCAGGAAAUGAUUUUAAUGUUCAGAAACACGUUGGAAAGGUAUCAGGCACCGAGGACAUUGCCUUAUUUUGCAACGUGUGUGUGAUCAGGACAAGGUUAUAGGGGAUAUCUGGUCUCUCGAACCUUUAAUGAUUGCAAAAAGUGCAUAUGAUCUGAUCUAAUGACGAUGAUGAGGGAAAAACAGAUGCAGCAUCAUCUGUAAUGACCAAUAUGUUUAAAAGGAAUGGUUCACCAUGUAUGAAACCAUGUCUCUCUUUUUUUUUUUUAAGAUUUAUUCAGAACUAAAUUUCGUUUUGAUUUUUUUAACUUCCUGGAUCGAGUCCGUGCAGCUUAUGAACAAAGUUGUUUUAUAAAGCAUCUGUGGCAUUUUGGGUCUGUGAGACCAGAUAACCCCUUUAGUCUGUGUAAUUAUAAGAAAGAUUGAAUUCUGCGCUAAUAGGACCCAUUUUUAAUCAUGCAAAGGUAAAUGUUUUCUCAUGUUGUAAGUUGACUUAAAUGCAUUUCAGUUGGAUGUAUGGGACCACAGAGAUGUGAAGUAAAUGGGUAAAUCUCAUGUAAAGAGCCUGUCUGGGUCAAAUCUAACCCCGAAAUCAAAGGAAAAACAUUUAAAUUCUAAUUUAAAUACAAAUCAUAGUAUUGCAGUAAAUAUGGUUUUAUGAAUAGGAAUUAUUGGAACUAAAAAUAGCCUACAUUGAAAAAAAAAAAAAAAAUGGUCUAGAAACAAUUCUCACUUGUUAAAUUUCACAAUUAAUUCCAAAGAAACAACGAGUCACACAAUGAAUUAAAUGGAAAUUUUUAAGUAUAAAGAUUUAAAUAGUAUUUUCUUGCAAAACGUACUCCAAUAAUCAAUGUUUUAUUUACAUCGUUUGAAAAAAAAAAAAAAAAUCCAGUGUAUUUCUGCCUUUUGAUACUUAAUUCAAUGUGUUAUUUUCUCAUUUUUUGUAAAUACAUGUGGAAUUCACUAGUGAAAAUUAUUCCUACACCAUUUUUCCUUUCAGUGUAUUCAUAGUAUAAAAUCAACUAAAAAAAUAUUUAUUGCAACACAAUUUGCAUUUAAAAUUUCACUGCUGUUGUAUAAAAUAAAUGUCAAAUACAUAAGUCAGUGCCACUCAAUGUUCUAAAUAGGUUCAAAAUAUAAUUUCUUUUAAUUUCUUUAGUUUUUGGGGUGAAAUUUGACCUGAGCACGUGUCUUUUCUUUGAGACUCAGCCAUAUGAAUUCUAAACAUACACUAUAUUAGAUUCAGUAUGCCAAUUAUGUGUACCAAAAUCAUUUUUGAUAACCUUAUUGAUAAGUCGUCAGGCCAAUUUUAUCUCUCGUCAGUAUCCACGACAUGCAGUAUGAGUUUAGUUUAAAAAGGACAACUACGAGGAGAUUACCAAUGAUCUGUAUGUGUGUGUAUGUAUGAUUAUGGUUGAUGAUGAUUUUUCUGGUUUAUACUCAAAGCAAUGCAUCAGAUAUGUUUGCCGUUGCCAAUAACCUUUUCACCAGGUGACUCUCUCGUCUUGGCGACUUCAUAGUGACGGUACUGUUCACAUACGGUCAAUGCAAAUACACACUAAUACCCACUAAUUGUCUUAACAGUCACUGAAAGCGUGUACUAGGCUGGCAUCCUUUACUCGUUACCAAAACGUGACAAAAAGCUGGAAUCCACAAGGCGAGUCAUGUUGGAAAUGCGCUGUUUUGUGUUUGUGCAUAACGUAAAUCGAAUCAAAUUACGCUUAUUCGGGUCACAAUUCCACUAACCUGUGAUGGAUGAUGUCAUAUCCAGCUUUGCAUGUGAUUGGCCAGAGGUUUCCAGAGGAACUUGACCUCGAAGCACUGAAACAGCCUCUCUUUGUGUCCGAACAGAACCAUUAGCAAUGAUUAGCAAAAACAAUGCCAUCGGUCGGGAAGGGAAGCACUUCCUCCCGGCGCUCCCGGGCCUUCCUCUCUCUCUCUCUCUCUCUCUCUCCUCUCUCUCCCUGUGAUCAUUUUUAUACUGCAGAUAUUUAUUUGGUCACCGUUUAAACUUUGUUGUAUAGUUAAAUGUAAGUAGGAAUCUAUGGGACUAUAACUUAUUGUUUUGUACACAGAUCUGUAAAGAGAGAGUGUAGAUGUAAACACUUCGGAAAGAGGACUUCAGAACUUUGUGUUGUCAUGGAUGUAUCUUCACAUUUGUUUAAAAAAAUGAUAAAAAAGGAAAUAAAAGGCAAAGUAUU
Onychostoma macrolepis is the source of this 6175-nucleotide messenger RNA. Its product is annotated as zinc finger Y-chromosomal protein 1. Gene Ontology annotation, molecular function: metal ion binding; RNA polymerase II cis-regulatory region sequence-specific DNA binding; DNA-binding transcription activator activity, RNA polymerase II-specific. Gene Ontology annotation, biological process: regulation of transcription by RNA polymerase II. The record is from RefSeq and is a predicted model, not a curated record. Gene Ontology annotation, cellular component: nucleus. The transcript is spliced from 9 exons. NCBI's taxonomy places the organism in Eukaryota, Metazoa, Chordata, Actinopteri, Cypriniformes, Cyprinidae. The coding region runs from base 170 to 2515 and encodes 781 amino acids.